CAGAGAGGACAAGAUCGUCAUUUGAUUCGGCAGCAUCAAUGGAGUCGGAAGCUCUUGAUGCAGCUGAAACUGUGACCAGCGUGGUUCUUCUGAAGCUGCUACUGGUGCUGUUUCCGGGGGCUCUGCUGCUCGCGAUUUCUUUCGACAGCUCCUCGGAGGAGGUACUGAUGCUCCGAUUCGUGAUGCAGGCGGUGAGAUUGGUACUCCAAAUCAUGAUCAAAAUGGCGAUGUACAGAAUCAAAUCGGUGAUCGAAAACGUCCUGUUUGUAAUCUUCAUCGUCAUCUUACAUCCUCUAGCUCUGUGCUGCCGUGUGAUGCGAAACGCCGUCGCAUUGCUGGGUAUCGUAGCUUGGUCCUGCUGGGUUCUGUAUCGUUUGAUCGCGCUUGUUGCGGCGUCGGAGCUUGAUCGUGAUGCAUCCCGAGGGCAAGAAGAAGAAGAAGGUGGUGACAGUGAUCACAUUGUGCCUAGAUUGAAGGAGAGCUUGCAGUCAUGGCUGAUCGAAUUCGAGGCGGAGCUUCGGAAGGGGAAUUAUAGCAACCCGGCUAUUGUAGCAUCCCGAUCUGUUCAUAUCCUACAGUAGAUGAUCAAUUCUCUCUUCUCUGCAGCAAUUAAGUUUUAACUUUGUGAAUUUGAAGUCAGAACAUGUUCAUGUGCAUUCCAACCUAAUAUUUUCCAACGUAUGAAGGUUGUAAACCCUACUUCCUACUUCCUCCAAUCUUUAUUA
Messenger RNA from Malus domestica (apple), 725 nucleotides. RefSeq lists its product as uncharacterized. The record is from RefSeq and is a predicted model, not a curated record. NCBI's taxonomy places the organism in Eukaryota, Viridiplantae, Streptophyta, Magnoliopsida, Rosales, Rosaceae.